Messenger RNA from Racocetra persica, 137 nucleotides. The record is from the annotation of a GenBank genome assembly. Lineage: Eukaryota; Fungi; Glomeromycota; Glomeromycetes; Diversisporales; Gigasporaceae.
GAUUUGUUAAAGAUAAUAAUUAUCCAGUUUAUAGUUACGUAAAUUAUAAAGAAAUUGAAGAAGCAAAAGAACUUAGUCAACUAUGGAAUUUAGCAAAUCCUAAUUAUAAAGAAUUUAUUUCAUCUUAUAAAAAUUAA